AUGCGCUGUAGGUCGGCUUGCCUACUUGGCUUGGCUGGCACCGCAGUCCUGUCCAGUGCGCUGUCUCUGGAAAAGAGGGACCAGCCGGCGGUUAUUGCAUUGCCGUUUGUCCGGGACCAGGACUCUUUGAGCAAGAUCAUGAAGCGGUCUAAGACUGCUGGUGUCUCGAGCGCGUUCGGUGACGUGGACUUUCGCUCUAAAGUAGCUCCAGCAGUCCGCAUUUGA
Messenger RNA from Penicillium cosmopolitanum, 225 nucleotides. RefSeq names its product Peptidase aspartic catalytic. Bases 1 to 225 code for a protein of 74 amino acids. The record is from RefSeq and is a predicted model, not a curated record. NCBI's taxonomy places the organism in Eukaryota, Fungi, Ascomycota, Eurotiomycetes, Eurotiales, Aspergillaceae. The transcript has a single exon.